ACAGAAGCAAAUUCGACCGGACUUGGUUACGCUCUGGUGAGAGACCAAGGGACAAGCCAAGUCAUGCGACCAGAAGUGGAAAGUAAGCUGAACUCAAGUGAAUGAGUUAAGCUGGAUGCUUCACAUCAGCGGAGCAAACUAAAGCUACUGGAUGGCUGGCUUUCAUCGAUCCGUCAAUCUAGCAAAGAAGUGAUCAAUAUAAGCUGGUCGCCAAAUGCUGCGAUAAGUGUAUAGUAAUCCGUGAUCUGUACAGUGGUUGAGGAGUCCAGGACUAGCUAGCACAUGUUCGGCUCCUGAUGCAGAGCCAGAAGAGAGCAGAGGACGAGGAAGACAUCCCUGUCGCAGUCAGACGACUGGCCGGACGGUCGAUUGUGUAUUUAAGACGGUAGGCGAGGGGAAUUGCAGCGAGCUGGUGAUUGUCUUGGUCUUCUGAAGGGAGUGUCGGAUCGAUAGCUUGCUCGAACCUCGAAGAGAUGCACUGAAGCUGUGGCUAAAAUCGAAGGAGAAAAAACUGGUGACCAGACCAAAAUCAAAGCGCGAGUGAUCAACUGAGACAAGAUGAACGCAUUAGCAGCAACAAAUAGGUACUUCAAGCAAGCGGUCAGGAUUCUUGGCAUCGACUCUAAAGUGGAGAAAAGUCUCCUUAUUCCCUACCGGGAAAUCAAGGUGGAAUGCACCAUUCCUAAGGAUGAUGGUACUUUGGUAUCGUACGUUGGCUUCAGAGUUCAACACGACAAUGCCCGAGGGCCUAUGAAGGGUGGCAUCCGCUACCACCCCGAGGUGGAGCCCGAUGAAGUCAAUGCGUUGGCACAGUUGAUGACGUGGAAAACUGCGGUUGCCAAUAUCCCUUAUGGUGGAGCAAAAGGUGGAAUUGGCUGCAAUCCAAGGGAGCUAAGUAUCACCGAGCAAGAGCGUUUAACCCGUGUAUUCACGCAAAAAAUCCAUGAUCUUAUCGGGCCUCACCUAGAUGUCCCAGCUCCAGAUAUGGGAACGAACGCUCAGACUAUGGCGUGGAUAUUGGAUGAAUACUCAAAGUUUCACGGUCACACUCCAGCGGUGGUCACUGGCAAGCCCAUCGAUUUAGGGGGAUCCCUGGGCAGAGAUGCAGCCACCGGACGGGGUGUGGUUUUCGGCACACAGGCUUUGCUGGCUGACCACGGGAAGACUAUCGCAGGGCAAAAGUAUGUCAUCCAGGGCUUUGGUAAUGUAGGGUCAUGGACAGCAAAAAUUCUUCAUGAGCAAGGUGGUAUUGUCAAGGCUAUUAGCGAUGUGAGUGGAGCUGUGAAGAAUGAUGCCGGUCUUGAUAUUCCAGCUCUAGUGCAGCAUGUCAGCAUCCAUGGGGGAGUCAAAGGAUUUGCUGGGGGUGACUCUUUGGACGCUGCGUCCAUACUGGCAGAGGAUUGUGAUGUCUUGAUUCCAGCAGCUCUUGGUGGGGUUUUGACGAGGGAAACAGCUAAGGAUGUGAAGGCGAAAUUUGUUAUUGAGGCUGCAAACCAUCCUACAGAUCCCGACGCCGAUGAGAUCUUAGCUCAAAAGGGCGUGGUCAUACUUCCAGACAUCUACGCCAAUUCCGGAGGAGUCACCGUCAGCUAUUUCGAGUGGGUUCAGAACAUUCAAGGCUUCAUGUGGGACGAGGAGAAAGUAAACAAUGAAUUGCAAAAGUACAUGAUCAGAGCCUACGCGAACAUCAAGGAUCUGUGCAAAAACCAAAAUUGCAAUUUAAGGAUGGGUGCUUUCAGCCUCGGCGUAGGACGCGUUGCCAGAGCUACCAUGUUGCGUGGAUGGGAAGCUUGAGCCACAGCCCCUUCAAGUGCAGCCCAUGUUUUGUAAACCUUAUCAACAGUGUCAGUUUGAGGUUUUCUCAGUCGGGGUCGAGGGCACCCUCCACCCUGCAACCUCAUCUGGCCACGGCUCGAGCCGUGAUGAGGAUCGUCCGCAUCCAGGCCUCUAGGUGAUGUCUUUUGAGUCCUCUCAGGGGAGGGUAAUCAAGAUUGGAUCUCAUAUCCGGGGUCAUGUAAAAAGAUUGAUCAAUUGUAGCAACCGCGUGACAGAAGGGAGCUCCGAUAAGCCGAGGUCCGAUCGACGUCAACCACGGAAAUACAUCUUCUCUCCCAAAUGUGUGUUCAAGAGAAACGUUCAUUGACAUAUUGAGUAAUUCAGAGGUCUGACCUCGCCACUCUAUUAUAUUGAAUCUUCGGCCGGCGGAAGGCUUGGCUCGCAUGUAUCGACAUUGAUUGUAAGCUCGUUUGUUUUCUCUUGCCCCUUCUUCACUCGGGCAGUCGCCUGCGGCGCAUAAGAGUUGUCUUCUCGAAAAAUGUGCACGCGGCUGGUCUUGAGAACAUUCUGUUUCUCUGGAGUGGAGACUGACGGCGAAGAUGACUUAAUGUGAUUUGAUGUCGGAUUCUCG
Molecule: messenger RNA, 2407 nt
Organism: Marchantia polymorpha subsp. ruderalis
Lineage: Eukaryota; Viridiplantae; Streptophyta; Marchantiopsida; Marchantiales; Marchantiaceae
Source: the annotation of a GenBank genome assembly